GAGAGAGAGAGAGAGAGAGAGAGAGAGAGAGAGAGAGAGGAGAGAGAAAGAUGGCUACUGCAUAUCGACGGGCAAGUAUGGAGAGAAGAAGCUGGAACUAAUUUCUAGAGAGGGAGAGAAAAGCAGCAGUGAUGUCGAAAACGAAGGAUUUCCUGAUUCUUAAUUCGCAGAAUGAUUCAAAAAUCGGAGAUAAAAUAGCAAUGCGAUGCCCUCAAAAUGUGGCUGUGGCCAGGCCGAAACUGGCUGACAUCAGCAACUUGCCGCAGAAACCUCAGCUGUUAAUUCAACAUGAAAAGUCACAAUCUAUUCCGGUAACUACUAAAGAGUAUAUUGAACAGCUCCAGAAGGAAAACAUGGCUUUGGCUAAGAUGGUGGCGCAAAGAAACAAAAUCAUUGAACAGAGUGGAAUAGAGCUAGAUAGGUUGCGGGUAAAUAUGAUUAAAAUGCAGGAACAGAAUCGACAACUAGCUCUGUCACACACCCUAACCCUUACGGAACUAAAUUCAGGUAAAGAUCGGUUGAAAGCAUUACAACACGAGCUUGGAUGCAAAAUUGGUCUGCUUAAAGCAAGAGAAUUGCAAAAUCAGGAGGAGAAAGCUAGUACGAGACCACGCCAAAAUGAAAAUGUUGAGGUAAAUAUACUUUUAUUUACCUUAUUUAUACUCCUAUUCUAUAUAUUGACCUGGAAAUAUGUAUAUGUUUAUAUGUAA
Molecule: messenger RNA, 710 nt
Organism: Erythranthe guttata (spotted monkey flower)
Lineage: Eukaryota; Viridiplantae; Streptophyta; Magnoliopsida; Lamiales; Phrymaceae
Biological process (GO): meiotic sister chromatid segregation; maintenance of meiotic sister chromatid cohesion
Cellular component (GO): nucleus; chromosome, centromeric region
Source: RefSeq, a predicted model, not a curated record